Messenger RNA from Hyaloscypha bicolor E, 2211 nucleotides. RefSeq lists its product as uncharacterized. The transcript is spliced from 5 exons. The record is from RefSeq and is a predicted model, not a curated record. The coding region runs from base 1 to 2211 and encodes 736 amino acids. Gene Ontology annotation, cellular component: cytoplasm. Lineage: Eukaryota; Fungi; Ascomycota; Leotiomycetes; Helotiales; Hyaloscyphaceae.
AUGGAGAGCCCGCACAGGGAAUCGGAGGUAUCUGCUACUGCUCCCUCGAAUGUUGAGAGUGUGCCGAGCAGUAGCAAUGGCAAUGGGCAUGGCUUUGUACCGCUGGUGACGGUGGUGGGCUUCCAUCAUGCGAGGUUCAUGGAUAGAGGACCGGAAGUCGAGAGUUGGUUUGGGGCCGAGGAGGGGACUGAUCCUGCGGUUGAUAAUGAGUGGCCUCUUCUGCCGUUCAUGGCAUUGAGCGAUGGCGCGCAUGUGAGCACAGAAGAUUUCUCAUACUUCACACUUCUCCGACCUGCGCGCGGCUCUGUCCCAGCUACCUCCCUCUUUGGCAUCUCCUGUACUCGACAAAUGGACGCCUCGCAACUGCUCAAUCGACCGGCAGACGUUACCCGCUCCACAGUUCAGAAGGCCGUCGUUGUGAUAGCGGACUCGCCGCAGUUCUUUGGCAUGCUGAGAGAGAGGCUGGGGGUUGUGACCAAGGCCUGGUUCGCGCAGAGGGAGUUUUCUGAUACGGAGAUAUUGAGGAGGUUCCAGGAGAGCUUGCAGGAGGAGAAGGAGAGGGGCGAGGGGCUGGCGGAUGAGGAUAGGGAGGAAUAUCUGGGCAUGAGCUUGAGAGAGCUGGUGAGAGAAUUCAAGUCGCAGACUUUGGUGCUGUUCAAGUGCUGUUUACUGCAACCAAAGAUGCUAUUCUUUGGAUCACGGUGUGAGAGACUUUGCAUGAUGCAAUUCUCUCUGAUCUCCCUAAUACCUGGUCUCAUACGGAACCUACAAGAUUGUGCGGAUCCGGACUUGGAUCAUUAUGAGAAGCACCUUGUGAAGCCUGCGAGUUUGAAGUCAAGCGACAGAAAUUCGCUCUUGACUUACAUGGGCUUACCGCUGCAAAUAUUUGGCAAGGGGAGCUUAUUUGGACCUUAUACCCCUUUACAACAACUUGAUAUUCUGGCAGAUUACGGAACAAAAUCAUAUAUCGUCGGUUCCACGAAUUCCCUACUGUUACAACAAAAAGACCGGUACAGCGACAUUCUCAUUAAUCUAGAUAAUUCGACUAUCAACAUUACCUCCAGCUCUUUGCGAGCUGCGCUCGCCCUUUCCGUGGCGGAUCGACGGUGGAUAGACUUCAUCACUCAGUCCGUGAACGACACUUGGGACGAGACAAACCCUGGACGGCCGAAGACAAUGGGCUACGUCGGCUCAGAAGAAUUUAUUCGCCUUCAAUUCGAAGAAUACCUGCUCUCCCUCAUCUCGGCAGUAAAAUGCCGCAACUACAUGAAUCACCACGCCCACAACCCCAAAAUGCUACCACAAGUCGAAGGCGACCCAUCCCAUGACUUCGGCGUCGAUUGGAUCGAAGCCUGGAGCAGGUCCGAGAACUACAGAAUCUGGGAUCGCUACACAGAUAGCCAUCUCUUCGAUAUCGUGGAGCCCAAGCAUCCUUGCGCAGGUGGCUUGACCAUCGACGAUGUGCAGAAGCGGAUGAUGGAACAAGUCAAGGAAUUCCACCUCGACGAACGCUUUGCUGUUGGCAAAGAAGUGCUAGGCAGGAAUCUACAAGCAGGAAAAGAGAAAGCAGGUACAGUAUUCAACAAAUUGUACGCUGAUAUGGAGGCUUUCAGAGAGACUCAAAGGAAGAAACACGAGGAAGCGAAACGAGAGGCGGAGAAGAAUGGCACUCCGGUUCCGAGUCUAGGCUUCGCAGCUCCGGAUCUGAAUGGAGCGCGACAGACGGUACAGAGCGUAGGCAGCAAGGCAGGAGCUUACAUAGGAAGCUGGGGGACCUGGAUGGGGGAGAAGCGGAAAACAGGCUGGGGAAGAAGCACAUCUAGUUCAACACCAAAUCCGCGAAAAGAAAAAGAGAAUGUCGCAUUACCGGUUAGGAAUGUAAGGAUCGAGAGGUCGCCCGAACCGAUCCCUGAAGCUGUUAGGCCGAGGACUCAGGAAAGCUACGAGGAGAAUCUUUUCGAUGCCGAGGCCGGUGCUGGGCAUUCGAGUUCUGGGCUCAAGAAGUUAGCGGUACAUCCGCCGCCCCACCCCUCCAAAUUCCACGAGUCAAUCGAUGAGCCGAUUGCUGUUCCUGCGGCGGCUGCUGAUGAGGUCGGUCAAUCAUCGAAGAAAUGGGAGGACAGCUCGCCGAGGAAGGAAGAUGCUGAUAGCCGGGCAAAAGCCGUUGCCGAGGCCGUCGAGGCUGCCACGGCAGCGCCGAUUUCGCCGUAG